This is a messenger RNA of Lycium barbarum (goji berry), 1716 nucleotides long. RefSeq lists its product as uncharacterized. The record is from RefSeq and is a predicted model, not a curated record. The coding region runs from base 1 to 1716 and encodes 571 amino acids. Lineage: Eukaryota; Viridiplantae; Streptophyta; Magnoliopsida; Solanales; Solanaceae. The transcript has a single exon.
AUGAUUGACAAGAGUUGGAUUAAGAAGCCAAUUAGAUCAAAUGAAUUCUCAGAUGGUGUAGUCCAAUUUUUGAACUUUGCCUUUUCGAAUGCAUCUGUAGAUGGAAAAAUUGUAUGUCCUUGCAUUAUAUGUGGAUUUAAAGUUAUGUGCAAUAGAGCUGAUGUGUUUGGUCAUCUCCUUCAAAAGGGGUUUCCAGAAAAGUACACAUGUUGGUAUAUGCAUGGGGAAAAGCAUGUUCAAUCUAUCGUAGAAUCAAUAUCCCCGGUACAAGAUGAGCCGGUUAGACAAUAUCCGAUGCAUGAUAUGUUGAAUGAUGCUUUUGGUGUCUUUGAUAAUGACUUUCAAGAUUCUGGUCCAUCAAAUCUACCAAAUAAUGACCAUCCUGGGGGUGCUGAAGAUAAUGGUCAAGAAGAGAGGGACAAAAUUAAGGAGUUGUUAGAGGAUGGGAAUCAAGAACUUUAUGAUGGUUGUGCAAAAUAUAGUAAAUUGUCAUUCAUGGUUCAUUUUUAUCAUAUUAAGGUCUUAUGUAGUGCAACUGAUAAAACAUUUUCAAUGAUUCUUGACCUUUUAAAGGAUGCUUUUCCCCAUGCGAAACUACCAUCAUCAUUUUAUGAGUCAAAAAAGAUGAUUAAGAGGUUAGGUUUGGGCUAUGAUAAGAUUGAUGCAUGUCCGAACCAUUGCAUGUUAUAUUGGGGAUCAUCCGAGGAUAAGAAGAGAAAUAAAUGCAAGAAGUGCAAUACAUCCAGAUAUAAUUCAAAUGAAAAUGAUGUUGGUGCAAAUAUUGUGAUUGAUGACCAACAGAAAAAGAAACCAAAGCCAGCAAAAGUAUUGCGGUACUUUCCACUUAUACCUAGGCUGAGAAGGUUAUACAUGUGCUCAAAAACUGCAGAACUCUUGAAGUGGCAUGCUACAAAUGCUAACCCAGAUGAGUUAUUACGACAUCCUAGAGAUGGAAAAGCGUGGAAACAUUUUGAUUCAUUCUAUCCAGAUUUUACUUCAGAGACCCGUAAUGUGGGACUUGCUUUAGCUACAGACGGUUUCAAUCCUUUUGGAAAUCUAAGUUCCAAUGUUAGCAUUUGGCCUGUGAUGUUGUAUAUUUAUAACUAUCUUCCAUGGUGUUUUAUGAAGCAAACUUCUCUUGUCAUGUCUAUGAUAAUUCCUGGUCCUAAAAUGCCUGGAAAUAGCAUUGAUGUUUACUUGCAACCUCUAGUCGCUGAGUUAAAACAGUUGUGGAGCGGUGUACCUGCUUAUGAUUCCUCAACUAAAGAAAUGUUUCAAUUGUGUGCUGCAUUGAUGUGGACCAUAAGUGAUUUUCCAGGUCUUGACAACUUGUCUGGGUGGAAUACACAUACAUCGCUUGCUUGUCCAUCAUGUAAUUUUAACACGGAAUCUCUAAGGCUAAAGUUUGGUAGGAAAAAUUGCUUUAUGGGACAUCGUCGUUAUUUGCCACAUGAUCACAAGUAUAGGUACAAUAAGCAGUCCUUUAAUGGUUUUGAAGACCGUAGACCUGCCCCUAUCCCACCCUCAGGUUCAACCAUGUUAAGGCAAAUUGAGGAGAGUCGGAAGAGACCGCGUGAUUGUUCUACAAGUGAGGUUGGCCCGGAUCAAUGGAAGAAAAAGAGUAUUUUUUGGGAUUUACCUUAUUGGAAGAACAAUCUUAUUCGUCAUUGCCUUGACAUGAUGCACGUAGAGAAGAAUGUUUGUGACAAUAUAUAG